Durusdinium trenchii is the source of this 1713-nucleotide messenger RNA. NCBI's taxonomy places the organism in Eukaryota, Dinophyceae, Suessiales, Symbiodiniaceae. The record is from the annotation of a GenBank genome assembly.
GAGAAGAUGGACAGCAAAAAGUUGGAAGAACUACGCCAAUUCUCCGCUGCCAAGAUGAGCGAGAAGUGGCUUCCACAAUGUAUUUUGUUCAUGAAGGAUAUCCCCAAAGGGUCCACUGGCAAACCUGCGCGCAUCGGACUCGCCAAGAGAAUGAAGCUGGAAGCGUUGGACAUCAACAAGUCGCAGGUGACCAGCUGGGAUGCCACCUCCGGUCUAGCAUUCCCGAUUGAGUCUUCCUCACCAACACCCACCAAAACAGCAUUGGAUUCUUUGGGGAAGGCCCGUGAUGUAAACGACACCAAGAUCCAGGAACUUGCCCUCCUCGAGACCAUGUAUGGUUUUGCAAUCGUUCUGGUCACUUUUGCCCAUGCAUUGAUGGAAGUGUAUGAAUCAUCGGCAGGGGAGCUUCCGGAUUAUGCAUCGCCAUUCCGGCCUGAGCAAGACACGUGGCAAUUGGGCCAUUUGAUGGCAGUCAACAUGAAGCCAGUGGCGCUCUUCCUGCUUUGCUAUGGCUAUCUGGAGUCCCAGCACCGAAACUUUGUGUUCGGAGGCUUUGAGCGUGAAACCCUUCUUUUUCUGGUUCUCAUGUUCCAAGAGCUUUUCCUAUCUUUGUUCAUCAUUUUUUGGGAAGUGCUCACGGCCCGAACAGCGCCCUCUGGCUACACUGGUGUGACAAAGCGGGAGUUUUCAGCAGCACUGAGCUAUGAUUUUUUGGCUUUGCACGCGCCGAUGUACUCCAACUUGAGUUGGUUUAUCCUAUUUAUUUUCGUUGGUCGAAUCUUGCUGGUUUUGAGCCACAAGAUUGGAGUGCCGGGAUGGGUGCAACUAGCAGCCUUCACUGUGGCUUCAGUAGUGCUUCCAUUUCGGGGAGAUCAAGAAAAGCGCCUGAGCCCGGGUGCAAUGUCUACAGAAUAUACACUCAUGCUGGUUGGCGCCUACGUAGCCCCUGCCGCUGUAAAGGCUUUCUCUAUGCACUGGAGCUCUACAUCCUCAUUUGGGCGCAUUCUUAUGCGAUGCCUAUCACUAGCAUACAUCAUCGCAAGUGUCAGGCCGCCGAUCGCAUGCAGUUUCAGCGAUGCAUCCCGGAGCCCGUGUCGUGAGACACGUUGGGGGAUGGUAUUUUGCAUGCCUUUGGCUGUGCUGCAGCAAGCUUUAUGGGUUGGUGCCGUGGCCGUCCUGUUUGCACCUAAGGUUCGAUUCUUGGAGAUUCUGGGUGGCUACACCUUGGGUGCCUACCUUUUCAAUCGUGCGACCUUUGUGUUUUUGCGAGAUUAUGGAAUUGAGAUCUAUGGAAUCAACAUUGUGCCGAGCUUGGCGACCUUUGGCAGAGCUUUUACCAACCCAGGGCAAAUUGGUUUGACCAUCGGCUACCUGGUGCUUUUUCUGGGCGCUUGUUACGUGACCAACUUAGUCACUGGCAUCAUUUGUCACAGCUUUGCAGGCAAUCUUAUGAGGAAUUCGGUUGCGGCGUCCAAGUUGUUCAAAGCUGUGCAGCUCAAAAAAUGAUUCGCAAGCCAGCGCAAGAGAAGCUUGUGCAAUUCACGCCUGGUGCAGCGUAGAAAUGGCAGAAAGAGGUGUUGAAACCCAGGUUUCAGCAGAAGUUUGGGGCACCACUGCAAGGGAAUUGCUUUUGUGAUCUUUUGUGUGCAUUGGGGUCCGGAGGGGGUUGAAGCUUUGUGGCUCUUUGUGGCUCGGGCUCCAUUUAAAUUUUCC